AUGCAGUGCGUGCUUCAGGAUAAAUCAUGCAGAUCAGCUAACUUCAGAAAAACCGCAACUUCUGGAGGAGAAGAAAAUUGUGAGUUACUCAAAACUGUUGAUUCAGAAGAAGAUCCAGGGAGUUUAAAGAGAAAUGAAAAUUUUGAUUACUACAUAAUACUUUCACCCGAAAGA
Paramuricea clavata is the source of this 174-nucleotide messenger RNA. Lineage: Eukaryota; Metazoa; Cnidaria; Anthozoa; Malacalcyonacea; Plexauridae. The record is from the annotation of a GenBank genome assembly.